Messenger RNA from Notothenia coriiceps (black rockcod), 5842 nucleotides. RefSeq names its product methionine synthase-like. Gene Ontology annotation, biological process: homocysteine metabolic process; tetrahydrofolate metabolic process. Gene Ontology annotation, cellular component: cytosol. Gene Ontology annotation, molecular function: zinc ion binding; cobalamin binding; methionine synthase activity. The record is from RefSeq and is a predicted model, not a curated record. The transcript has 21 exons. Lineage: Eukaryota; Metazoa; Chordata; Actinopteri; Perciformes; Nototheniidae. Bases 1 to 2985 code for a protein of 994 amino acids.
AUGGUCAAGUGGACAGGAGAGGCUGAACACGCCUUUGAGGGACUGAAGAGGGCUCUCUGUGCACGGCCGGUGUUGGUGACCCCAGACUUCAGCCGGGGGAUGAUUGUGCAGACGGAUGCGUCAGAGGUGGGCAUAGGAGCAGUACUAUCCCAGGAGGUUCACGGUGAGGAACAUCCCGUCAUGUACAUCAGCCGGAAGCUGAACACAAGGGAACAAGGAGCCGGAGCCAAGCAUGGGAAUGCAGAUGCCCCGUCCCGUAGAGAUGCCCUGUGGACCAUGGUCACCUCUCCUAGGCUAGUACUGAAGGAGGGGGGGUGGUAUAAGGGGCUGAGAGGCAGGGUAGUGGGAGGCACCUACAUUCCCAACAGUUAUGUUAAUCUGCUCAGUAAAUACAAACAGAUAGUUAGCCCAUCUUUCUUUCACGGCUGUGCUUUUCCUUCCUGCUGCCAGGUUCCUCUGUGCAUCGACUCCUCUAACUUCUCAGUGAUUGAGGCUGGGCUGAAAUGCUGUCAGGGGAAGUGUAUUGUGAACAGCAUCAGCCUGAAGGAAGGAGAGGAGGAGUUCUUACACCGAGCUGCCACUGUGAAGCGCUACGGAGCCGCUGUGGUCGUCAUGGCCUUUGAUGAGGAGGGACAGGCCACAGACGCAGAGCGGAAGGUGGAGAUCUGCACUCGGGCCUACAAUCUGCUGGUCAACAAAGUGGGAUUCAACCCCAACGACAUUAUCUUUGACCCAAACAUUCUCACCAUCGGCACAGGCAUGGAAGAACACAACGACUUUGCCAUAUACUUCAUCAGAGCCACCAGAAUGAUCAAGGAAACAUUACCAAGAGCCAGGGUGAGUGGAGGUCUGUCCAACCUGUCCUUCUCCUUCAGAGGGAUGGAGGCCAUCAGAGAAGCCAUGCAUGGAGCGUUUCUCUACCAGGCUAUCAAGGAUGGGAUGGACAUGGGCAUAGUGAAUGCUGGGAACCUGCCGGUGUAUGAUGACAUAGAUAAAGAGUUGCUGUUACUGUGUGAGAACCUCAUCUGGAACAGAGACACUGAGGCUACUGAGAAACUGCUGACCUACGCUCAGAACAAUGUGAAAGGAGCGAAGAAGGUGGUUCAGACGGAUGAAUGGAGGGAAGGAAGUGUGGAGGAGAGGCUGGAGUACGCUCUCAUCAAGGGAAUAGACAAGCAUGUGGUUGAGGAUGUGGAGGAGUGUCGGGCUCAGGUGGGCCGCUACACCCGGCCCCUGCACAUCAUCGAGGGGCCCCUGAUGAACGGCAUGAAGGUGGUGGGGGAUCUGUUCGGAGCUGGGAAGAUGUUCCUUCCACAGGUGAUCAAGUCUGCCCGGGUGAUGAAGAGGGCGGUGGGCCAUCUGAUUCCCUUCAUGGAGAAGGAGAGGGAGGAGAUGAAGGCUCUGUCCGGCUCUACGGAGGACGUGGACCCCUAUCAGGGCACCAUAGUUCUGGCCACAGUGAAGGGAGACGUCCAUGAUAUUGGAAAGAAUAUUGUGGGAGUGGUGCUGGGUUGCAACAACUUCAGAGUGAUCGACAUGGGUGUGAUGGUCCCCUGUGAUAAGAUCCUCAGAGAGGCCGUCAAACAGAAAGCAGAUAUCAUCGGUCUGUCCGGGCUCAUCACCCCCUCCCUGGAGGAGAUGAUCUAUGUGGCCAAAGAGAUGGAGAGACUGGGGAUGACCACACCCCUGCUGAUUGGAGGAGCCACCACAUCAAAGACACACACUUCAGUGAAGAUCGCCCCUCGAUACACUUCCCCUGUGGUCCACGUGCUGGACGCCUCCCGGAGUGUGGUGGUGUGCUCCCAGCUCCUGGACGAGGUCAUGAGGGAGGAGUACUUUGAGGAGCUGAAGGAGGAGUACGAGGAUAUCAGACAGGAGCACUACGACUCCCUGAAGGACCGUCGGUACCUGUCUCUCUCUCAGGCCAGAGACAAGGCUCUGCAUAUAGACUGGCUCUCUGCGCCCACACCAGUGCGUCCUCACUUCCUGGGUACUCGUGUGUUUGACCGCUACGACCUGAACAGUCUGGAGGAGUUCAUCGACUGGAAGCCUUUCUUUGACGUGUGGCAGCUGAGGGGAAAGUACCCCAACAGAGGUUACCCCAAGAUCUUCAAGGACAAGACUGUUGGUUCUGAAGCGCGGCGAGUCUUCGAUGAGGCCCAGCGGCUGCUCCACCAGAUGAUUGACAGUGGCAGUCUGAAGGGGCGGGGCCUGGUGGGGUUCUGGCCCGCCCAGGGUGACGGUGAUGACAUCAGAGUGUACCGAGAAGACGCCCCGGCAACCAGAGACGCCCAGCCCAUCGCCACCUUCCACGGCCUGAGGCAGCAGUUGGAGAAGGACAGCUCUAGCUCCGAGCCCUACCUGUGUGUGUCUGACUUCGUUGCCCCCCUGGACAGCGGUGUGUCGGACUACAUUGGUGUGUUUGCUGUGGGGGUGUUUGGAGCUGAGGAGCUGAGUCAGCACUUCCAGGCUCAGGGAGAUGACUACAGCAGCAUCAUGGUCAAAGCGCUGGCCGACCGCCUAGCUGAGGCCUUCGCUGAGGAGCUCCACGCUCGUGUGCGUAAGGAGCUGUGGGGCUACAGCACCGACGAGGCUCUGCAGGCCUCAGACCUCCACAGAAUCCGGUACCAGGGCAUCAGACCUGCAGCUGGAUACCCCAGCCAGCCGGACCACACAGAGAAGACCACCAUGUGGAGCCUGGCCGGGGUCCAGGAGAAGACCGGUAUUUGUCUGACAGAGUCCCUGGCCAUGCUGCCUGCUGCCUCCGUGUCUGGACUUUACUUCUCCAACCCUCAGGCCACAUACUUUGCUGUGGGGAAGAUCACCAAGGAGCAGGUGGAGGACUACGUCAGGAGGAAAGAGCUGAGUGUGGAGGAGGUGGAGAGAUGGCUGGCUCCAGUGCUGGGCGUCUACCGGAGGGCAGAAGAGCAAACAGGAAAUCUCCAGGGUGUGAAGAGUCUGCAAUUAUUUUGCCUGCUCUGUUGAGGCAACGUUGGCUGAAGAGUUCCUCCAGAGAAGGCAGUGAGCAGCCGAUGACCUUCUGGGCUGUGUUGAUGACCCUCUGAAGGGAUUUCCUGUCCUUUUCUGAGCAGCUGGCACACCACUCGUUUAGGCAAUAUGCCUUGGGUCAUAAUAACUUUAUUUUGCCCACUCUGAACUGUUAUACAACCCUGUUUUUGUAUCUGUUGACUAAUGUCAAUACAUCAGUGUUUAUGGUUAUUUUAAUAAGGGAGGAAAAUUUCAUCCUUUUAGAAAAUGUGUUAAUUUCCUUUCUCUCUGUGUAUGUGUUUGGUAAUGAUUCCUGUUUGGUCAGUAUGUGGUUAGCCUAGCUUAGUAUAAAGACUGGAAGUAGAGAGAAACAGCAGUCUUUAUACUAAGUCUUUCUAACCCACUCUAAAAGAAAUGUAACACUGUUGAACUAGUUCAAAUGUUUUAAUGAAACAAGACUCAGGAUCUGUUUUUACUUGAAUUGGCAACAGUCAAUAUGUAUUUCUUAUUACAGUUCUAACCUUGGAGGUACUGAACAAUGUAUUUGCACUUAAAAGGUAUUAUGGCAAACAGUGAACAAUAUAAUAAACCCGGCUGCCAAUGUUAUAAUCUUUAUUUCAAACCAAAUCAAUUCAAACUAAUUCAUCACACUACAAACCCUGGACAUCUGUGGUUUCAUUUUUUUUUUACUAAUUUCAAUUAUUUUCAAUGUGUAUAUGGAAGGGAAAGUUAGAUGUUUACAAACAGAUACAUCUAUUUAUUUCAGUUCAUUUAAAAACAUUUUAAAUCCUUAUUUUAAUGUUCUUUUGCAGUUUUUUUAAAUCAACAUUUGCAUGGAGGUUCUUAUUUGUUUAUUACUCAAGUGCCAAAGUGGUCAAGUUUAUAUUAUAUGGUGCAUUUAAAAAACAAAGGAUUCUUGAUAAAGUAUAAAAAACAUAAUAAUAUAUAAGAGGAGUCUUCCGAAAAGGUUGUCUUCUUACUUCAAAAAUGACUAUAAGUGAGAGACUCAAUGAAUACGUGUUAUUAAGAUAAAGUCUCAUUUGAUUAAUUUUCUAAUGAUUUUUUCCUUUGUUAAUAGUUCUGUUGAUAAUUGUAUCCACCAAAAUUGUCGCAGUACAUUUCAGCCUCCAGACAUCUGAACGUACGACAAGCACCCAAUGAUUUCAAGCUUCUAUCAUACGCUUAUUUCCCAGUGAGACAGUAUCCUGUGUAACUCGAAUAAGAUUUUGUGUAUUAUUUGAAUCUGGUUAGUUCAUCUCAUUUCAUUUCAAACCUUUAUUUAACCAGAUUGGUCCCAUUGAGAUCAUAGAUCUCUUUUUCAAGGGAGACCUGCUUCUUCCACAUGAAACAUAAAAUAAUAAAGGACAUUAUAUUUACAGGAUACAUUUACAAGUGCCCAUAGUAUCAACGAGCAUUUCAUUUAGCCUAGCUUUAAAAACAUGCAGAGGAAGGAGAUUGCUCAGUUUCAACUCUUGAUGAAGAUUGUUCCAAGCAAGUGGAGCUGCGCACAUAAAAGCUCUCUUACCUAAGACAGUCCUUGCUCUUGGCACAUCUAACAAUAGUACAUCAUGAGAUCUCAGACAAUAGCUGCUUGCUACUCUCUGUGUUAUCAGAGAGCAGAUAUAAUACGGGAGUUUACCCAACAAAGCUUUAUAAAUAAACGUGUACCAAUGACUGAGCCUCUUUACAGUAAGUGAUGGCAAACCUGCCUUGGCAUACAGGGUACAGUGAUGAGUAAGUGCUUUACAAUUAGUGACAAAUCUCAGUGCGCUGUGAUAGGCGGCAUCUAACUUGUUCAGGCAAUAAGCAGGUGCAUUCAUAGAACUGCUGAUUGUCAAUUCAUAAUGUUAUUUCUGAGGGAUUGUUAAAGCCUUGUCCAGGUUUUAUGAAUGCCUAUCUUCCAAGUGUUACUGAGGUGAUAUAUACUACACAAAGAUCUGUAAGACACAUUUUAUUACGAAGUAUGCAUAUUCAUCUAUUUUGCAAGCAUUAAAUAACACAUUUUAUCUACACAGUGCUUUGAACAAAUCAGUAGUGACAACUUAAUAAUACAAAUGAAGUAUUGUAAAUGAUUAUUCAACGCAGGAAAAUCCACUGUACCAGCAUGUAGGGUUUAAACACUUUAACAAACUUGAAUGUAUAUUUUUUCUGACUUGAUAAGAAACAAAAAAACAGUUUGCUGCAAAUGUAUGGCUGUGAUGACAACACAAAUAAUAAUUGUUUACAAUCAGAGAUAUAUAUUUUUAUGUUUUUUCAUCAAAUGUAAAAGCAUGAUUUAAAAAAGUAAAGAAAAAAAGGAUGCUUUAAACUAAAUUGUUAAGAUUAAACUCUCCUCUUGAAAAUAUAAGAUAAUAAGAUUAGAUAGAUUAUUGGUAAUUACAGUGAAGGGUUAAUUUAGUAUGGGAUAACCCUUGGAUGUUUUUAUCAAAUGUUAUUUAAUUCCAGUUUUGCCAACAACAAAUACAGCAUUUCAGACUUUGAGGUAUAUUUAGUUCUCUCACAACAUCCACAUACUGUUGACAUGUUACCAGGUAUUAUCAGUGUUAUACUGUUAAUGGACUUUACAACAUUCUCAUUCCAUGAUCCGAAAAAGUCUCUGGAUAUACCAAAAUGUUGGGUUCAAUUUGAAAUGGUGUUUAUAUUAGAUGCUAGCUUAGUGCAUUUCACAUGUGUCUUAAAAGCCCUGAUGUGCUGCAGUGGCUGAUCUUAGUUUGAAUGAAACUAUUUUUUAACAAGUUUGAUUUUCUUACAUUGUUAACAAGAGUUGUUGAUACAUGAUGAUUACAUUGCAAACACUGUAAAACAGGAGCAAUAGAACGGUGUUUUUCGUUGAGAAUAAAUCACUGCAACACUG